AUGGAGAGAGUACCACCCAGUCCCUGCAGGAGAGAGUACCACCCAGUCCCUGCAGGAGAGAGUACCCCCAGUGCCUACAGGAGAGAGUACCCCCAGUCCCUACAAGAGAGUACAGCCCCUACAGGAGAGAGUACAGCGCCUACAGGAGAGUAUACAGUGCCUACAGGAGAGAGUACCACCCAGUCCCUACAGGAGAGAGUACAGUCCCCACAGGAGAGAGUACCCCCCAGUCCCUACAGGAGAGAGUACUGUACAGCACCUACAGGAGAGAGUACAGUGCCUACAGGAGAGAGUACAGUGCCUACAGGAGAGAGUACAGUGCCUACAGGAGAGAGUACCACCCAGUCCCUACAGGAGAGAGUACCACCCAGUCCCUACAGGAGAGAGUACAGUCCCAACAGGAGAGAGUACCUCCUAGUCCCUACAGGAGAGAGUACCACCCAGUCCCUCCAGGAGAGAGUGCCACCCAGUCCCUCCAGGAGAGAGUACCACCCAGUCCCUGCAGGAGAUAGUACAGUCCCUACAGGAGAGAGUACCCCCAGUGCCUACAGGAGAGAGUUCCCCCAGUCCCUACAAGAGAGUACAGCCCCUACAGGAGAGAGUACAGCGCCUACAGGAGAGAAUACAGUGCCUACAGGAGAGAGUACCACCCAGUCCCUACAGGAGAGAGUACAGUGCCUACAGGAGAGAGUACCACCCAGUCCCUACAAGAGAGAGUACAGUGCCUACAGGAGAGAGUACAGUGCCUACAGGAGAGAGUACAGGGCCUACAGGAGAGAGUUCCCCCAGUCCCUACAGGAGAGAGUACAGCGCCUACAGGAGAGAAUACAGUGCCUACAGGAGAGAGUACCACCCAGUCCCUACAGGAGAGAGUACAGUCCCUACAGGAGAGAGUACAGUCCCUACAGGAGAGAGUACCCCCCAGUCCCUACAGGAGAGAGUACCGUACAGCCCUACAGGAGAGAGUACAGCGCCUACAGGAGAGAGUACAGUGCCUACAGGAGAGAGUACAGGGCCUACAGGAGAGAGUACAGUGCGAACAGGAGAGAGUACAGUGCCUACAGGAGAGAGUACAGGGCCUACAGGAGAGAGUACCACCCAGUCCCUACAGGAGAGAGUACAGUGCCAACAGGAGAGAGUACAGUGCCUACAGGAGAGAGUACAGUGCCUACAGGAGAGAGUACAGUGCCUACAGGAGAGAGUACAGUGCCUACAGGAGAGAGUACAGUGCCUACAGGAGAGAGUACCACCCAGUCCCUACAGGAGAGAGUACAGUCCCAACAGGAGAGAGUACAGUCCCAACAGGAGAGAGUACCUCCUAGUCCCUACAGGAGAGAGUACCACCUAGUCCCUACAGGAGAGAGUACCACCCAGUCCCUACAGGAGAGAGUACCACCCAGUCCCUACAGGAGAGAGUACCACCCAGUCCCUACAGGAGAGAGUACCCCCCUACAGGAGAGAGUACAGCCCCUACAGGAGAGAGUACAGUGCCUACAGGAGAGAGUACCACCCAGUCCCUACAGGAGAGAGUACAGUGCCUACAGGAGAGAGUACAGUGCCUACAGGAGAGAGUACCACCCAGUCCCUACAGGAGAGAGUACAGUCCCUACAGGAGAGAGUACCGUACAGCCCCUACAGGAGAGAGUACAGUGCCUACAGGAGAGAGUACCACCCAGUCCCUACAGGAGAGAGUACCACCCAGUCCCUACAGGAGAGAGUACAGUGCCUACAGGAGAGAGUACCACCCAGUCCCUACAAGAGAGAGUACAGUGCCUACAGGAGAGAGUACCACCCAGUCCCUACAGGAGAGAGUACCUCCUAGUCCCUACAGGAAAGAGUACCACCCAGUCCCUGCAGGAGAGAGUACCACCCAGUCCCUGCAGGAGAGAGUACCACCCAGUCCCUGCAGGAGAGAGUACCCCCAGUGCCUACAGGAGAGAGUACCCCCAGUCCCUACAAGAGAGUACAGCCCCUACAGGAGAGAGUACAGCACCUACAGGAGAGAAUACAGUGCCUACAGGAGAGAGUACCACCCAGUCCCUACAGGAGAGAGUACAGUCCCUACAGGAGAGAGUACCCCCCAGUCCCUACAGGAGAGAGUACCGUACAGCCCCUACAGGAGAGAGUACAGCGCCUACAGGAGAGAGUACCACCCAGCGCCUACAGGAGAGAGUACCACCCAGUCCCUACAGGAGAGAGUACAGUGCCUACAGGAGAGAGUACCCCCCAGUCCCUACAGGAGAGAGUACCGUACAGCCCCUACAGGAGAGAGUACAGUGCCUACAGGAGAGAGUACCACCCAGUCCCUACAGGAGAGAGUACAGUGCCUACAGGAGAGAGUACAGUGCCUACAGGAGAGAGUACCACCCAGUCCCUACAAGAGAGAGUACAGUGCCUACAGGAGAGAGUACAGUCCCUACAGGAGAGAGUACCACCCAGUCCCUACAGGAGAGAGUAGUCCUGUAG
Messenger RNA from Knipowitschia caucasica, 2466 nucleotides. Lineage: Eukaryota; Metazoa; Chordata; Actinopteri; Gobiiformes; Gobiidae. The record is from the annotation of a GenBank genome assembly.